AUGGUUGUGGUGUCUCCUAAUUUUACGGCGCCGGUUGAAGGCAUUCUUUUACAAUCACCAGCUACUAAACUCUUAAUCAACGACUUUGAAGUGGGUACAGCUACAUUAUACAUCACUGAAAACAAUGUAGUUUGGGGCGGUGGGUCUGCAGCCACGGGCGGAGCGUCUCCGACUAUAUCUCUCCUUUACCCGGAUAUCUCACUUCAUGCUAUACAAAGAGAGCCCAGUCCUGCUUUGUAUAUGGUUGUCAAUUAUGAGUUAAGGUUACCUAAUCAGCCAGCUGGAGCGGGAGACACCAAUGAGAAUGAGGAUGACGACUUUGAUGUAGAUGAUCAGCCCAUCACACAGUUACGGUUUGUCCCGGAGAAUGAAAAUGACUUGCAAGGUUUGUUCUCAGCUAUGAGUCAGGGGCAAGCGUUACAUCCUGAUCCUCAAGAUGAAAUUGAAGAUGACCCCUAUAUGGAUGGAGAAGACUUCGAUGAAGAAGAAGAGUUUGAAGAUGCACAGGAGAGCAGCCACCCUGAUGAAGCAGCAAGCAGACUACAGCAGCUGAGGAUUGAGAAUACAAAUGGCAAUGCACAAUAUCACGAUUGUGAAGAUGUGGAGAAUGAACAGAAUAAUUAA
Leptosia nina is the source of this 624-nucleotide messenger RNA. NCBI's taxonomy places the organism in Eukaryota, Metazoa, Arthropoda, Insecta, Lepidoptera, Pieridae. The record is from the annotation of a GenBank genome assembly.